CCCACUUAACAACCCCAACGCUUUGUCCUUCUUUCUUUUUUUAACUUAAAACCGAAUUCGGAUCCUCCACUAAACCGGGUCACCCGCACAUGACCUCCGUUAGCUUCCAUUAAUGGCGUCAAUAAGCUCCUCAUUGACUCCAUUCACAAGCCUCGACUUCAUGAUCUCGUUUUCCGCCGCCAUUGGUGCCAUUAUUCACGCAUUUCAACUGUGAAAUUGAGCAGCUGGAUCUCGAUCUUGUUAGAAUUUCGAAACUUGUGGUGUUUUUGAAAUGGUGAGAGAAGACGUUGACUGAGUUGACAAUUUGAAUGAUGAAGCGGAAGGUUUUGUUACGGCAUAACUGGAAGACGAAGGUGUUUGUGGUAGUUUUGUUAGGUUUUUGUUUCUCUACGUUUUUGUUAAUGGAGGCACAGUACAGGAGGAUUGGUGCGUCUUCUAUGCUUCCUCAGAAACCUAAAAUUGCUUUCUUAUUUCUAGCACGGAAUCGGCUUCCGCUAGACCUUGUUUGGGAUCAAUUCUUUCAGGGAGAGAAUGAAAAUCGGUUUUCAAUAUACGUACAUUCAAGGCCUGGUUUCCUGCUUAACAGGUUGACAACAAGAUCUAAAUAUUUUUUGGACCGUCAAGUUAAUAAUAGCGUACAGAUAUAUUGGGGAGAAGCAAGUAUGAUACAGGCAGAGAUUAUUUUGCUUCAACACGCACUUAUGGAUCCUUUUAAUGAACGAUUUGCUUUCCUUUCAGACAGCUGUAUUCCUUUGUACAACUUUAGCUACACAUACGAUUACAUAAUGUCAGCAUCAACUAGUUUUGUGGACAGCUUUGCUGACACAAAGGAAGGCCGCUACAACCCUAAAAUGGAUCCGGUUAUUCCGGUUAACGACUGGAGAAAAGGAUCACAGUGGGUGAUUCUGACCAGAAAGCAUGCGGAGAUUAUUGUAAAGGAUGAGGUUGUCUUUCCUAUGUUUCAGCGGCAUUGUCAGAGGAAAUCACUACCUGAGUUUUGGAGGGAUCGUCCUGUUCCGGCUGAUAAUUCCAAGGAGCAUAAUUGUAUACCUGAUGAACAUUAUGUAGCAACAUUACUGGCUCAUAAAGGGCUUGAAGGAGAACUGACAAGGAGGAGUUUAACUCACACGUCAUGGGAUAUUUCAUCAAGCAAAGGUCGCGAGAGGCAAGGAUGGCAUCCCGUCACCUACAAAUUGGCUGAUGCUACUCCCAUGCUUGUUCAAUCUAUCAAGGACAUCGACAAUAUCUACUAUGAGACAGAAUACCGAAGAGAAUGGUGCACCAGCAAGGGAAAACCAGCCCCUUGCUUCCUUUUUGCUAGGAAAUUCACCCGGCCUGCUGCCAUGCGUCUUCUUAAUAUGUCAGCACUUGGUGUUUCAAAAGAAGCAAGCAGCCACUCCUUAUCCUUGAUGAGGUAAAGUGUAUAGAAGAAGUUAAUAUGUCUGAUGAGAGCCACUGCCAGCUAGAUUUUCAUUUUACUAGAUGUGUGUGUGUAACUUGUAACAUAAUAAAUGUGUGUUGUAGCAAAGAAAAGGAACCCACGACUGCUGAGUUACUUUGAUGUGGUUUGGUUCAUUCCACCAUUUUUGAAAAGGGAUAAAUGUACAAAAAUCUUACAAGAUUAUGCAAAA
Messenger RNA from Helianthus annuus (common sunflower), 1631 nucleotides. RefSeq names its product glycosyltransferase BC10. Bases 309 to 1418 code for a protein of 369 amino acids. The transcript has 11 exons. The record is from RefSeq and is a predicted model, not a curated record. NCBI's taxonomy places the organism in Eukaryota, Viridiplantae, Streptophyta, Magnoliopsida, Asterales, Asteraceae. Gene Ontology annotation, molecular function: glycosyltransferase activity. Gene Ontology annotation, cellular component: membrane.